Molecule: messenger RNA, 7670 nt
Organism: Microcebus murinus (gray mouse lemur)
Lineage: Eukaryota; Metazoa; Chordata; Mammalia; Primates; Cheirogaleidae
Gene: CLCN4
Product: chloride voltage-gated channel 4
Biological process (GO): transmembrane transport; chloride transport
Cellular component (GO): plasma membrane; Golgi apparatus; early endosome
Molecular function (GO): voltage-gated chloride channel activity
Source: RefSeq, a predicted model, not a curated record
AGGACCUCGGGCCUGGGUUUGAUCCAGCUCCCCGCUCACUGUCUGUGUGACGUAACCUCUCCUCUGCCUCAGUUUGCUCAUCUGUAACAUGGGCCUGCAGGUGACAGUACUUCAUUCCUAGAGUGACAGGAGCCCUACCGACUUAAUAUGUGUGAAGUGCUUAGAAUGGUGCCUGGCACAGCCCUGUCCAAGCUUGUUGUUGCUGUUAUUAUGGGAAGGAGGCUCUGGGGAAAUUCUAAAUCCUCGCCCUUGGCAGCAGCACCACUGCGCCCUCCUGGCCCCACUCUCCGCCCCCGGGGUGGGGGUGUGAGAACACGGAGUCCAUUGCAUCACCCACGGCACAUGUGGUUGGCCUCAUCCUGUUUCCUACUGGCUGGGUUUCUAAAUGGGAGGGAUAGCUGUGUGGCCCCGGGGCGGUAGGAACCUGCCAUGGUCAUGCCCCAGCUGGCCAGACUGGAGGAAGGAGGGUGCUGGAGCCAGGGAGGAAGUGGGAGGAGGAAGUGUCUCUGCCUGCUCGAGGGGAAAUUUUGGAACAAGCAGUUUCUUUCUGCAUGUACUUUUGCUCUGAGCUUCCCUUUCUUUGAAACUCCCUAGUCCCGUGGCCCUCGGCCCUUGCUGGUUGGCCACCAGUGGGCUCCUGUAUUGUCAAUGCCUCCCCACUGUCUCCCCUCUGGGGAGCCCAGCCUGCUGUUUGGAGGAUUAGCUGGAAGGGGCGAAUGAAUCACGGCCCUCUCGCCAUCCUGAAGCUGUCUGCGUUUUUAAAAGCAAGACUCUCUGAUCUCAAAUGAAUUUGAAAUUGCUGGGGUUUCAAGCAGGGAGGAAAAUGGAGGUGAAAGCUUUGACUGGUGUUGAGCUGGUCUCCGAGAUGGGCCCCCACGGUCCUGCCUCCAGCUGUUUGUGCCUAGGCACGGUCCCUUCCCACGUUGAACCACUCAGGGCUGACCUGUGUCACCAGUAGGACACUGUGGAAGUGAUGGUGGGUGGCUUCUGAGGCUAGAUCAUUAGAGACUCUCCUGCUUCUGCUCUGCUCCCUCGGGUCACGCCCUCUGGGGGAAGCCAACUGCCACAUCAGGAGGACACUCAAGCAGUCCUGUAGGGCUGCCCAGAUGGUAUAGAACCAAGGACUCCUGCCAACAGCCAGCACCACCUUGCUAGCCAUGUGAGGAGCCACCUUAGCAGUGCAUCGUGUGGGCCCUGCCAGCUCUCAGAUGACUGCGGCCCUGGCUGACAUCUUCACUAUAACCUGCUGGGAGACCUUGAGUCAUACACGCCCAACCAAGCUGUUUCCAAAUUCCUGACCGACAGAAACUGUGUGUAACUAGCAUGGUCAGUGCAGGAGCCAUGAGUGGCUCUGGAAACCUGAUGGAUUUCCUCGAUGAGCCGUUCCCUGAUGUGGGGACGUAUGAAGACUUCCACACCAUCGACUGGCUAAGGGAAAAGUCACGGGAUACUGACAGACACAGGAAGAUAACCAGCAAGAGCAAGGAGUCGCUGUGGGAGUUCAUCAAGAGUUUGCUGGAUGCCUGGUCAGGAUGGGUGGUGAUGCUGCUCAUCGGCCUGCUGGCGGGCACUCUGGCUGGCGUCAUCGAUCUCGCCGUGGACUGGAUGACAGAUCUGAAGGAAGGGGUUUGCCUAUCUGCCUUCUGGUACAGCCACGAGCAAUGCUGCUGGACUUCCAACGAGACCACUUUUGAGGACAGGGACAAGUGUCCCCUGUGGCAGAAAUGGUCAGAGCUGCUGGUGAAUCAGUCGGAGGGUGCCAGUGCUUACAUUCUGAAUUACUUAAUGUACAUCCUGUGGGCGCUGCUGUUUGCAUUUUUGGCCGUCUCCCUGGUGCGUGUAUUUGCGCCAUAUGCCUGUGGCUCUGGUAUACCAGAGAUAAAGACUAUUUUGAGUGGCUUUAUCAUCAGGGGCUACCUGGGGAAGUGGACUCUGCUAAUCAAGACGGUCACCCUGGUGCUGGUAGUGUCCUCCGGCCUGAGCCUUGGGAAAGAAGGGCCGCUGGUGCACGUGGCCUGUUGCUGCGGCAACUUCUUCAGCAGCCUUUUCUCCAAGUACAGCAAGAACGAGGGCAAGAGGCGCGAGGUGCUGUCAGCUGCAGCAGCUGCUGGAGUCUCCGUCGCCUUUGGUGCGCCGAUUGGGGGUGUGCUUUUCAGUCUAGAAGAGGUCAGUUACUACUUUCCCUUGAAGACCUUAUGGAGGUCAUUUUUUGCGGCCUUGGUGGCGGCCUUUACACUGCGAUCCAUCAAUCCCUUUGGGAAUAGCCGCCUUGUUCUCUUUUACGUGGAAUAUCACACGCCCUGGUACAUGGCUGAACUCUUCCCCUUCAUCCUGCUUGGAGUCUUCGGAGGCUUGUGGGGAACCCUCUUCAUCCGCUGCAACAUUGCCUGGUGCAGAAGGCGCAAGACCACCAGGCUGGGGAAGUACCCGGUGCUGGAGGUCAUCGCGGUGACCGCCAUUACCGCCAUCAUCGCCUACCCCAAUCCCUACACGCGCCAGAGCACCAGCGAGCUCAUUUCCGAGCUGUUCAAUGACUGUGGGGCCCUUGAGUCCUCCCAGCUCUGUGACUACAUCAACGACCCCAACAUGACCCGGCCUGUGGAUGACAUUCCAGACCGGCCAGCCGGAGUUGGGGUUUACACAGCCAUGUGGCAGCUGGCCUUGGCACUGAUCUUCAAAAUCGUUGUUACCAUAUUUACCUUUGGCAUGAAGAUCCCGUCAGGCCUCUUCAUCCCCAGCAUGGCUGUGGGAGCGAUGGCGGGCAGGAUGGUGGGAAUCGGCGUGGAGCAGCUGGCUUACCAUCACCACGACUGGAUCAUCUUCAGGAACUGGUGCAGACCUGGGGCAGACUGUGUCACGCCAGGACUCUAUGCCAUGGUGGGAGCCGCAGCCUGCCUAGGUGGAGUUACCAGGAUGACGGUGUCAUUGGUGGUCAUCAUGUUUGAAUUAACGGGUGGUCUGGAGUACAUUGUGCCCCUGAUGGCGGCGGCCGUGACCAGCAAGUGGGUGGCGGAUGCCUUUGGGAAAGAAGGUAUCUACGAGGCCCACAUCCACUUAAACGGGUACCCAUUUCUCGACGUGAAGGACGAGUUCACGCACCGCACGCUGGCCACCGACGUCAUGCGGCCCCGGCGGGGAGAGCCGCCGCUGUCGGUGCUCACCCAGGACAGCAUGACAGUUGAAGACGUAGAGACGCUCAUCAAGGAGACCGACUACAACGGCUUCCCCGUGGUGGUCUCCAGAGACUCCGAGCGCCUCAUCGGGUUUGCGCAGAGGAGGGAGCUCAUCCUUGCGAUAAAGAACGCCAGACAGAGGCAGGAGGGCAUCGUGAGCAAUUCCAUCAUGUACUUCACGGAGGAGCCCCCCGAGCUGCCGGCCAACAGCCCGCACCCCCUGAAGCUCCGGCGCAUCCUGAACCUCAGCCCUUUCACGGUGACAGACCACACCCCCAUGGAGACGGUGGUGGACAUCUUCCGGAAGCUGGGGCUCCGGCAGUGCCUGGUGACGCGGAGCGGGAGACUUCUUGGCAUCAUCACGAAAAAGGAUGUUCUAAGACAUAUGGCCCAGAUGGCAAACCAGGACCCUGAAUCCAUCAUGUUUAAUUAACAACAAGGUGGCAAUUAUUUUGAGGAAAACACUGACUAUGUCAUUUUAAAAGAAAUAAACAAAUGAUGCAUCAUUAUCCCAAUGAAAAAUCAUGCGCUGAGGGCAGCAGAAACAAAAGUUUUGUUUGAAAGGAGGGGAAGAAGGAUGAAAUCUUUUUUACAAAAACAGAAACAUCCAUGAAUAGGCAUUUUAUAGCUUUAACCCCAUAUGAGUUUCAAACUGUGUUUCCUGAUGUGUUCCUGACUGCUGGGGGGCCCGUGGGUGGGUGUAGGUGCUGUGGUCUAUACAAGGACGCGGAACACGAAUGCCCAGCGGGGAAACUUUUACCCUUUCUGCUCAAGGCUGAUGUUUGUAACUUACGAACACACGUGAAGCUUUGAGUCCAAAAGGCAAAGGGGUAUCAGCAUGUCGGUGUCCUUAUUUAUUGGUUCCUAAAGUUUUGCUGCUACGUUACUGAGUCAUAAGAAACACAUUUACACUUGCUUUGUUGGAAAAGAAAAAGAAAUUAAAUUUGAACACGGUGAAAGCUGUAAAUAUGCCAGUGGGUCUGCUCACGACCAUCCCGUUUCUUGCUCCUGUUCUUAGCCCCUUAUUUGGCUUCUCCGUCAGUGUCUGAACCAACAUCAGGGGCACCCGGCAUGAUGGGUGUGAAGAAAUCAUUUCUCUAUGUGAGACCAGCGUCUUGGGACUGCACAAUGAACUACUGGAGCGUGUAGUGCUGCCCUGUCUCCUUCUGUACAAAGGAACGCGUCCUUAUUUUGAGGGUGUACACACCCCAUCAUUGCUUUGCAUUCCCAUUGCAUUUGCUUCAUUUAUUUAUUGCUGUGCUUAUGCAUUCUUAAGUACUGAUCAGCUCAGCACUUCCAUGGGCCGCAGCCUGUGUGCCCCCAGCCUGCCGUAAGCGUGCUUUAAUUUCCAAGUAGCAUAUGCAAGAGUCAAAACAGGCUGCCAGUGUUACUACUUAUUUUUCCUCUCAGGUCUUAUCAGAUACGGCUGUGGAGAGGGUGAGGCAUACGAGUUCUCAGUGGGAACUCCUCCAAGUGGAUUGCAAGAGAAAUACUAAAUCGAUUCUCUAUCUGUUCCAUUUUCUUCUCUAUAGGAUGCAAAAUGUCCAGUUUUAAUGUAUGAGCAUGCACUUUCCUACUAGCAAUCACAGCACAGGAGGACAGCAUUAACUUUUAUACAGCCAAUUUGAGCAUUGGGCAUCUUUGUAUUUGAACUUAAUGACACGUGUUCUUUUAGUCAAGAGCUCUGUCUUUUCUGCAGGAAGGAGUUAAGCUAUGGCUUAGGUCCACUGUGUGAUCUGUGUAAAUAGGAUUGAUCCCACUUGCCCUUUCACUUUUGUCUUUGUCCCUUCCUUUUCACAGAAUCAUCCUCAUCCUUUCCGAUCUCAGUGUCACUGGUUAGUGGUAUAUCGGUUAGGUGUGCAUUUGCCUGCAAGUAGCAGAAAAUCCAACAGAGAGUGAAGGGCUGAAUAAGUGUGGGAGGUGGGCACUCCAGGACUGUUCCUAUAAUGUCACCAGGGAUCCACACUCCUUUGGUAUUUCUUUUUCACCAUCCUUACCCUUUGUCCUUCGGCUUAUUGCCUCGUAGUCGCCAGAUAUUUGCUGAACUGCUGGGUGUCAUGUCUGCUUUCUAAGUGGGGGGAAGGAAGAGGUAAGUCACAAGAUGUAGUGUCUCCAUCAGGAAAGCAAAGCUUUCCCACAGGCGCUCAGCUCAUGUCCAUUGGCUAGAAAUCUGUCACGUGGCUCCUCCUGGCCGCACAGUAGUGUGGGAAGGAAAAUUUUAGCUAGGCACAUUACUCUCUGAACAAAGUUCAAGUACUCUUAAAAGGAAGGGGGGGUUGGUCCUUUGGAGGGGAAGAUGUCUGCCGUACUGGAGGCCAUCAUUGUGUCCUUGUCAUCACCCUUCCUAUCUACUGUCUUGCUAAACCCUUGCAAAUGCUCUUCUAACCUGCCCGCUUCCCACCCCUUCUCUCAGAUUUGACCUAAAAUUCCUUAUCAGAAUCCAUAAUUUCUUAGCCCUAAUAAGGAUUUUCAAUUUUGAUAAAAACCUAGCUCCAAGUGGGUUUCUAUGAAACUUCUAGUUAAUGUGCAAAAAUAUAUUUUCCCUGAGUUAAAAAAUUUUAAGUCAGAUCAUGCUGACACACUAUGGAAAAUUGGUUUCUGUAAUUCAUUGGCCUCCUUCAAAGUGACAUAAAAUAGCCAUGCCAGCAUGGAAAUACCCAGGCAAUCAUAGAGAAUUUAAUCUUUGGUCCUAUAAUAGAAUGAAAUUCAUUGUCUCAUUUACAGCACAUACGCAUUGAAUAACAGCUGCUAAUGUUAGUGUUGUUAUUGGGGUUACCACGGAACAUUUGCAAGUGAAACUGGAUUCUCCUGGACUUUAAAUCCUAAAAAGUCUUAAAGAUUGCUCCGUGUAGUCCUCCUCUUAUUCCCGUGUGGUCCCUUCGGAGCCGCCUGUAAUGAGAAAGAAAGUAUUAGUCAUAGCCUGGCUUUAUCGAGGCCAGGAGGUCCUUUUAGCUGAAGCUAGUAGCCUCAAAAGGGAACACGAAACAGUGAAAAGAUAGCCAAAGGUCAGUGAAACCACAGAAUUUCCUUCUAAUCCUGCUGAAGCCAUGGAGGGGACAAGGGGAUAGUUUAUUCUGGGCCAAGGUCACCGAGGGGGAACUUGGCAUUUGUGUCCUCCCCAGUGCUUAGUGCAGAGAUGUCCAUGAAUUCGUGAGAAGCAAUUGGAAGAGUUACUUAACUGAAAUAACCCAGGCUUACUUAUCUUUGCAAGUUGAGCCUCUAGCUUGUUGUGGGGUUUAGACUCUCCUCGACAAAAGGCCAGGGUCAGGCGGGCAGAUGAAGGUCAAGGGCGGGGAGUCGGCAGUGGAGACUACUGCAGUGAAUCGCCUUCCUCACAUGGGGCCCUGACCCAGCCAUGUGGUCCAUCACCCCGCGGCCUGCGGUCUCUUUCAAACUCCAUGGGGAACAUGCUGCCUUGCUCUUUGUCACUCUUUCUUGUACAAGGGUAGGGGUUCUGAGGGCAUUUGCUGUAUCCAAAUGCAGAACUUCAGUCCACUUUACCUGGUAAUGUGAUGAACAGAACUGGGGCAUGAAGGGAAAAUAAACAUCUUUCAUAAUAAUUGUUUUCUUUUCCAGAACCAAAGGCUUUAGACAUUUGUUGAACUUUUCUGGAUUCUUUCUGAGCCAGUCUUUAAUGUAUAAAACCAUCAGUACGUUGUGGAGAGGAGCUCUCCACUGGGGCCCAUUGCCUGUUUCUUGCUCUCCCUCGCUAUUAACUAAGGAAAUGUGUUGUAGUAGGACACCAAAUAAACGGGAUCCUGGAAGUGACAUGUGCAUUUCUUCGAAGUGUUUUUCAGCACAUCCUCUGGGAAUACGGGUGCUUGCGUGGCUUUUAGGGAAAAGUAAAUGUGCUAGAAGUCAGCCAUUCGGUAUUCAGUGCUCGCUGUUACUUGGAACCAGGCAGUCUCAAAGUUCUCUAUUCAGUCCUUUCCAAAGGCCUUACACAGGAGAAGACGUGUAAAUAGAUAGAUUUUGAGCCCUAAUAAGUCACAGAAACUGAAAAUUUUAGGGCAGUUUGUUUCAUUUAGGUGAGAGCUGAUUACUUUAAAUUAUCAACAUGUGCAAAUUCUGCUUAGUAUUCAUUAUCAGAUGCUGAGCUGGAGAAGAUGAGAAACCCAAGGAGAACGAUUGAAUUACACGUAAUUGUAAUAUUACACUUUCAUUUUAAUUUCGCAUGGGCAGUGUUUUAUCAGGCUGAGCUUCUAGCCUUUGAAAUGAUUUACACGAGGAGGGAGCCUGUAUAUCUGACUUGGGAAACAUUAACCAGACCCCAUUUUCACCAGCACAGUAAUAACUAUUUAUUUGCCAUCCUAGAGGUGCUGGGAAUGAGCCUGCGUGCGACUUUUAUGAGAUAUAUUCGCAUUUGGUGUUGGAACGACCACAUAGCAAUGUGUUGGGUUUUUUAUUGUAACGUUCUGUGUAAACGUUGGCACCUUAUUAAAAAUUAAAUGUUUGAACUCUAUUUUUAAAAAUAAAACAAGCACAGAGUCCUCAACA